Molecule: messenger RNA, 3658 nt
Organism: Homalodisca vitripennis (glassy-winged sharpshooter)
Lineage: Eukaryota; Metazoa; Arthropoda; Insecta; Hemiptera; Cicadellidae
Product: nesprin-2-like
Exons: 16
Coding region: 14-2833 (939 amino acids)
Biological process (GO): nuclear migration
Cellular component (GO): nuclear outer membrane; cytoplasm; meiotic nuclear membrane microtubule tethering complex
Molecular function (GO): actin filament binding
Source: RefSeq, a predicted model, not a curated record
ACAACAGCUGGACAUGUUGUGCUACCAACUGGAGGACAAGCUGAGGCUUGGCCAGAUGUUUGAUAAGAGGCAGGAGAGGUUCCUGACAUGGACAACGGGUGUGGGGCGGCGGUUGGAGAGCCUGGCAGUGAGCUGCGGAGAGCCAGAAGAGGUGCUUCGGAGACUGGAGACUGAGCUGGAGGCAGAAGUGGUGCUGAGGCGGAGAGAGGUGGAGUGGCUGCGGGGGGCAGGAGCUGAGCUGGUAGAAGCGGAAGGGCUGGAGGCCACACCUCGCCGAGCCGAAGUCAAGGCAAGAGUCUCCGCUGUGGAAGAUGCCUGGGACAAGGUGCAGCAGAUGACAAGUGCUCGUGCAAACAAGUUACGACAGAUCAUCGAGGGGAUGAGUGUGCUGGAGCAGAGGAUGGAAGUGCUCCGCAGUUGGCUGCACUGUAUAGAAGUUCAGUUGGCAACACCCGUCAUCCUAGAGACUUGUACAGAGGCUGGCCUCAACAAAUGCCUGUCUCAUCAUGAUGCUCUCACCAAGGACAUAGAGCAGCACAGCGGACCUGUUGGUGAUGUGCUGAACCACUGUGAAGUGCUGCUCAACGACUGUGACUCAGCAAAUGUACAACUGAACACCGAUGGCAUCUCCACAGCCAUGCAACUCCUCGAGCGCAGGUGGAAAAAUGUGUGUGUGGUAGUAACGGAAAGGAAGGCACGGCUGAUGUCUACCUGGCGGCUACUGCAGGAAGUACUGCGGUUAUGUGAGGAGCAGACAGAGUGGCUGCAGACGCAGACUGACACCCUCGACAAUGUCCAAAGGCAGACGGACUGUUUGCAGCUACAAGCCUUGCCCACCCUCAUUGGAGAUGUUGAGAAAGUGAUAACGGAGGUAGAGUGUCGACGGCCAGCACUGGACCUGCUACAAUCCUCGUACACCACCCUGGCCACGCAGAGCUCACUGGACAAUCUGACAGCGGAGGUGCGUGGGCGAAUAACCGAGUGGUCGACCUUGCGUACACGGGCAGACGAGCUACUGGCCGUACUGCGUAGCAGACAGCAACGAUGGCGCACAUUCACAGAAACCCAGGGCGCAGCCGUUUUAGCUCUCACGGAUGUUGAUGUGCGGCUCACACAGAUAGAUCUACUGGAGACUGACAAUGUUGAUGACAGUGACCUUGACACGCACAAGAACAAACUCAAGAGGUUGCUGGUCCUGAAGAAGGAGCUGGAGAGUCACGGAGAUCUGCUCAAGACGGCAGACCUGCUCGGACUGGAGGUGAUGAAUGGCUGUGUGCCUUCGGAUGUGCCCAAAGUACAGCAGCUGGUCGAUGAGUAUCAGCUGUUGUGGAAGGACAUCACAGAGCGCAUGAAGCAACUCAUUGAUGCCACCAAGGAGGAGUGUCGCAAGAGAAAUGUUGUCAAUGAGGAGGUGCAAGUGGAAACUUUGAAGUUCGAGACGGAUACGUCAGUGCAGGUGAAUACCCUGCCAGCACCACUGCUGCGUAGAGACGCAUACAUCUACGAGCUACAAACAGCCAUACGUGAGUGCAAUGCCAACCUCGACUCCCUUGCCGCGCUUGAUAAGCUCACCACACAAAGCGCUGGCAAGUGUGUGGCUGCUUGUCAGUCCAGUGUGGACCUGGUUAGACACCUGAGUGGACUGCUGGUGGAGCAGUGUGGAUUGACUCCGGAAGAAGCCUGCAGCAAGCAAGUAGAGACGCUGGUGACACGUUAUCAGCAGUUGCUGGCUCAGAAGCAGGCCACAGACAGAGAAGACCAAGAAGCCAGGUCUGCUCACGAGGAGUCCUACACAUUUUAUUGUAUACAUGAAUCAGGCCGGUUCACUUGCCCUCUGUGUACUCGCCGUAACUGGAAGCAGCUGGAUAAUGACCUCUGGAGGCUCCAGAAGUGGCUGGAUUAUGCAGAAGGCACUCAAGCGACACAACAAAGUCCUCCCUCCAACAUCAAUCAACUGGAGGAAGUCAUUCAAGAUUACAGGGAGUUUCUGCUAGACCUUGACAGUCACAAGUCUUUAGUGGUGUCACUGAACAUUGUGGGCAAGCAUCUUGCUGAGCACACAGAGGAUGAGGCACGGGCUCACGAGAUGACAGAGAGACUCGCGGAGAUCAAUCGCCGCUGGGACGCUGUCUGCAACACUGCUGCCACCUGGGAGACUCGGUUGCAGACCGCACUGUUGCAGAACCCUGAAUUCCACGACACAAUAGAAGAGCUUGUCCAGUGGCUGGAACAGACAGAGGUCACCAUACAGCAGAUGGAGCCUGUCGAUGUGGCCGACGGACUUUCUGUUAUAGAAACAAAGUACAACAAAUUUAAGGACCUGCGCCACGACCUGGAGGUGUGCGAGCCCCGCGUACUGUCACUACAGGAGGCAGCUAGUCACCUGCUGCGUCACAGACAGACAGAGGCGGACACCAGUGCCUGUGAGCGCCUCACACACUUGCGCCUGCGACUUCAGAGCCUCACCAGGCUUACUGACUCGUACCUCGUCAAGUUGGGAACUGUGCUGGGCAAGGACCCACUCACACAUACAUCCCUCGCCACCCUCUCCCACGAGCUGUUGGACCAAGCCGCUGGUGGAACCGUCAGUUCUCGAUCCUCCACUGACCAGCUACACUCAAACUGUGAAGGCAUAGUGGACACCAGCGUGUUGGCGCGAGGUUACCGUUUCCUGGGGCGAGUGGUGCGUGCGUCGCUACCGAUUCAGGCGCUGAUGUUGGUACUACUGGGCGUCGCAUCGCUCGUACCUAUCACUGAGGAGGACUUCUCGUGCGGCAUAUCCCGCACGUUCGGGCCGACCCUACGUUACAUCAACGGCCCACCACCCAUGUAGACUGAUUCCUUCACUACUUGACUACUUCUACCGGCUAUGACUCUAUGAGAUAGAACAAAUAGGCUGUGAUACAAUGAUACCUAACCUAACAUUCUCGGAUAAUUUAGUAAAACUAUUUUUUUAUUUCGGAUAAUGUACCACUGACAAAACUUAACAUUGCCAUCUAAUCAUCUUCCAAGGGUAAGGUUGUUUUUUAUUUAAGAUUUUUAUCUCUAGUUGUAGUUCUUUUCGGGGUCUGCUAAUAAAUUAAUUUGUACUAAUGUUGUAAAUUGAACAUGUAUUUGUUUUGUAUAGCUUAAAAAAGUAAUUGAAACUAUUUUGUAAAAUUGAUAACUAUUUAAAGUGUAUUGUAUUUGUAUUAGUUUACUUUUCUAUUUAUAUUUUGAUACGCUGUUUUGAGCUGACCAUUUGUAGACUUUCAACUGAUGUGGGUGUGUGAUACAGAGGUGUAUUUUUGUACGAGAGUCUCGAAGAGGCGUAAAUAUGUGGAACAUUUACACCUCGACGACGACAUCUCCCUGACGACCAGAACUAAACGAAACGACUGCCCUCACACAACUUGUAAUCAGAUUACACAGUUGGUUUUGUUUCAUUUCUGAUCCUACUUUUUGAGAGUCAGUCCCGGUCCUAAGGGCCAUCUUUAGUGCCUGCUCACUAGGAGAAAUCUUGUUAAUAGGUUAGUAACUGUUAACCCACAGUUUGAAAAUUAGCUUUUUCAAUUUUCUUUAUAGAUAUAAUUUUUCCUAUUAUUAAAAAUAUUCUUGGAUCUGUAUUAUUGCAGUUGUAGGGUUGACAAAAUACAAACUACAAAGUUAUCUGUUAGUU